AUGCCAACGCCUCCCAGCAAGACGCGUCGCAAAAAACCCAUCUGCCGGCAAUGCGGUACCCGCAUGGUAGGCCACAAACGCGGCGUCCAAGGCUCUCCCAUCUGUCCACAAAAACUAUCCUCCCUCGCUUCCCCACCCCAAUCCCCAACAACGCCACUCAGACCCUUUGAAUUCGUUCCCGACCCCGCAUUCUACACCGAAAUGAAAUGCGGCACCCUCCGACGCGUCAACCCCAAUUUCGUAGAUAGGAAAGUCCCCAUCCCAGAACUUCUCCGUCUAAGCGCGGCGGGGUCUCUCGUUCCCACCGUGUUGGUCGAUGACGACGGGAACACGAUUCGUGGGUCGAAUCAUGGCGGGGAUCUUCCGAGUGACGAGGAAGAUGAUGUGGAUUAUGAGGACGACGAGGAUGAGGAUGAAGACGAGUGUUGCCUUGACAACGCUUUAUUAGAUAUCCCUCACCCCAUGCUCACCAUUUUCCGCACCAAAGACAAAGACCUCGCCAAGAUGCAGGAGACCGCCGUACGCAUGGGCGUUCACUACGGCAUCAUGACGCCCCCCAACACUCCCCCGAACAAGAAGACGCUCAAUCACAAUCAAAACUUGUCGACACCCCUCACACGAAACGACUCAUGGUGGGUCGUAAUGGGCCAAAGCGCAAGUUUCGUCCAAGAAGUCAUCGACGCGUGCCAGAAAGGCAUGCCGGGGACGAUCGCGAAAGACGAGUCAGAAUUAAGGGAACCUUUUCGCACCACUACAUUUCUUCAACUCGUUUUUGCAGGCCUCGUUGGUGGAUGCGUCGUCGUGUGUGGACUGUCCAUGUUGUAG
This is a messenger RNA of Laccaria bicolor S238N-H82, 825 nucleotides long. RefSeq lists its product as uncharacterized. The transcript has a single exon. NCBI's taxonomy places the organism in Eukaryota, Fungi, Basidiomycota, Agaricomycetes, Agaricales, Hydnangiaceae. The record is from RefSeq and is a predicted model, not a curated record. The coding region runs from base 1 to 825 and encodes 274 amino acids.